This is a messenger RNA of Postia placenta MAD-698-R-SB12, 1614 nucleotides long. RefSeq lists its product as hypothetical. Gene Ontology annotation, biological process: peroxisome organization. Lineage: Eukaryota; Fungi; Basidiomycota; Agaricomycetes; Polyporales; Adustoporiaceae. The transcript has 10 exons. The coding region runs from base 1 to 1614 and encodes 537 amino acids. The record is from RefSeq and is a predicted model, not a curated record. Gene Ontology annotation, cellular component: peroxisomal membrane.
AUGGCCACAUUGAAUUAUGUAGACAUACCGUCCUACGCGACGCGUCUUCCUUCUAAUCCCCGUGCAGACACUGCUCGACCUUCCCCCAAAGUCAUUACCGCUCUCCCUCGGCCUGAGCUGUCUUCAUCUGCCGCUUCCUCACCAGUGUCGUCGCAGCCUCUGUCCUCCACGUUAUCGCCUUCGAAGCUCGCCCUUAACAGCAUUCCACAACUUUUGCUUUCGUCGACACUUUCCAUUCCUGCAAAUGCUUCAGCCACGCCUCGUAGCAACAGCUCAAUAUCAGGAACGGGCGGCGCAAAGGGUGUUCCCCGCCUCCUCUCGGGGCGCGACCCGCUGUCAAUCCCCAUCACGACCGUCAACUUCAGGCGGUUUGUAUCGAAGGUCGGGCCCGUGUUCUGGCUUCAGGACAGGCUCGAGGAGAUAGUGAUGUGGAGGAAGGGAUCCAAGUAUACUGGCGUUUGGAUGGCAACAUAUGCGUUCCUCUGUUACUUCCCAAGAUUGUUUCUGUUACUCCCAUAUGUAAUUGUAUUGUCCGUAAUAAUUGCGACGCACCCCGCCCUUAAUCAUCCGGAUGAAUAUGAUUGCGAAGAGGCGAAGGCGCCAAUCCCUCCACCGCCACAAACGGCCGAGGGGAGCGUGGACUGGCUGGCCAAUGUCCAGGCUAUCCAGAAUCUCAUGGGCGCGUUCCGGCAAACGUUUCUCCCCGCUCUACAUAAUCUCUUCCGCCGGCUUUUACGCGCACGCCUCGCGUGUCUUGUGGACAACGACCGCCUAGACGACCGGCACUGGCGCGCCGAGCUGCGCGAGGCCGAGCUUUUCGAGAAUGAACGUUGGAACGCGGGCACGGGUACUGGCGCAGAGGACGACGGCGAGUGGGCGAAGGGCCACCUGAAGCCGGGUGAGCGGAAGGCGUGGACGCGCGGGCGGGAUGGGUGGAGCGGGGUCGACGAAGACGGGGCUAGCGAUGUCAGUAGUAAGCUCACGUUUGCGCUGGAGCCGGGCUGGGCGUUUGUUGAGACAGAGGACUGGCGGCCAGACGUCGAGGGCGCGUGGGCCGUGCUUGCGAGCGCGGAUGACGAUGAAGACAUUGAGCUGUGUAUUCGAGUCUUUACCGCGCCUCGAUGGUCGCCUAGUUGCCGGUGGACCAGUGAGGGUUUUGGCUUGAGUUGGUGCCACUGCGCAACGCUGGCCAAGGCGCAUGUUGGCGGGCACGCUUAUGGUCUUGACUGUGUCCCAUGUGGUACUGAGGAUCUUUGGCACUCGAGCCAGUUCAGGCGGUCGACACCAGAGCUCGUCUCGCUGUUAUAUAAGGGGGAUUGGACCUUCAGUGUCUCCAGUAGCGUUUCUAUCCGCUUUCCUCUGCUCAGAUAUUCUUUAUCCUCCGAGUGGAUCGACCCAGGCGUCAGGUCGAUGACAGCUACGACGGAGGGAAUCCCUCACCUGGGCCAUGGGCCCGAAUGUCCUCGGGUUGUUACUGCUCGUGCACUCAGCACUAGUGGUGUAUUGAAUAAGGUGGUGACUGUUUCAGAAUCGGAUUACUUGUUGCACGCCUCUCAGAACAAGAUGAUUCGGUCGGUUGGCCCCGCCAUUGAAAUUAUGGACACACGGAUAUAA